GUUUCGAGGAAUGACAUUUUUCAACAUUUUCAAAAUGGCGACAGGAAUUGUAGAAAAGGUCUCUGAAAAAGUCUCCUUUGCUACGAAAAUGCCAAUGUUAAUGAAGGCAACAGCUGAUAACGACAGGCCUACACCUGGAUAUCUAUACCAGGAAAUAACUAAGAUAACCAUGGAGUCAUACUCAAACUGCCACUUACUUAUGGAUUUUCUAAGUGACAGACUUAAGAAAUCUUCACCUCAUAUAAAAUACAAGGCUCUAAAGAUCAUGACAUAUGUAUCAGCCAAUGGCCAAUCAGAAUUCAGAAGUGCAUUAAGACACAAAAACCAGCACAUCCGUGAUGCUGCAAAUUUUUCUGGCCCAAUGGAUGCACUCCACGGUGACUCACUCAACCUAAAAGUACGAAAAGCAGCAACUGAACUCAUUGAACUCUUAUUCAACAUUGAGAACCCCGAAUCUUCCCAGCAGUCCUUUAUAAUGUCUGGACCAUCAGGGCAGAAGAUGGAAGGCUUUGGAAACACACCAACAAUUCCUGCAUCAAAAAGUGUUGGCUUUAUCAAUAAAGUUAAAGAACUAAGCAGCCAUAUUCCAUCUAUUGGGGGCUAUUUGAAGACGGGAACCAGCGAAGACUUUAUUACCAAUGAAGUGGAUGUUGGCGAAGGGCAGUUUGUUAGUUUUGGUGAGAUGCCAUCCACCAACAGGUCUUUAGGCCAACCUUCGAGGGUUGAAUUUGUCAAUUAUAAUAGUGAAAAUAAAUGGAGCCCACAGAAAGGCUCUCAUCAAAAGGUAGCUGAACAUAGUUCAAGUAUUUUAACUGUGGCUGAUGAAAAGCCUAAAGACAAUGGAUAUGAUGAAGAUGAUAAGCAUGAUGAUGAUGAUGAUGAUGACGAUGAUGAUUAUGGUACAGCAGAGAAUCAGUUAGUGAACAAGAUAACAGAGGAGGGAGGCAUACGUGCAGUACCAUCCAAAGAAUCUCUAGAACAGUUUACACAAAGGUGUAGUACACUGGAUCUUGUGAAAAUACUAAAAUUAAUCAAUACGAGACUGGAAGAUCCAAGUCUUGAUGUACAAAUGAAAUGCUUGUUUGCUUUAGAACACCUGCUGAGAAGCACCAUUCCUGAUGUAGCAACUAAAGUACUAGAAUGGAUCAAUCUACAGCAGCUGAUAGAGUCUGACAGCAGCAAAAUCAAAUCCAAGGCCAACAAGGUAGAUAAAGAUCUCAAUAAAAACUGUGAAAGAUCUAAUAAUUUCGAUUCAAGCCCAGAUCUUCUUGGCUCUGGAUCUCUUGACCACAGCAAUAUGACGCAAAAAGAGAGCGAUCUUUUCCAUGGAUUACAGAUACACGAAAGACAUCAAAAUACCCAAAUACAGUCACGUGAGGAAACUAACCAAUCAAUGAGCUCUGACUUCAGGGAUCUUCAGAUGAACUCACGUGUAAAAUCCAACCAAUCUUCAGCCAUCGAUGAUUUAAAUGACGUCGACUUGCUUGGAAGUUCAAGUGAUAAAACGAAUCUGACAAGUAACUCGUCUGAUGGAAAGAAAUCAUUUGAAACGUUCGAUCCUUUGGAUGUGAAAUUCGACAGCAAGAAAGGAUUAUUGACAGAAUCAAAUAGCUUGGAUGAUAUCCUGACUCUUAAUGAUACUCAUGUAAAUCCAUCCCCUUCACCCUUAUCUCCCCAAGGAAUGUCAUCUUCGUCACUAAUCCAACCAUCAUCAUCGACAUCAUCAUUAUCAUCAUCAUUAUCGUCUACCAAACUCAAUAUUCAAUCAACAAGCACUCCCCAUCAAUCUCCUAUCGGUCGUCAACCGAACAUUUCUGGAUUCGAAGAACCCUCAAGUUUUCUUAGCAACAUGAACAAUGUAAAUCUAGAUAUGAAGACUUCGACUUCUCAAAGACUGGAAGGACAAAAAAUAGGACAAGAUUCUGUUAAUUCCCCCUCUGAUAACCCAUAUAGCCUUGAAGCACUUGGGAAUCUGUCUUGUUUAACUGGAUUACCCACUAGUCAAACAGCCAAAUCUAGUUUGAGUGGUCAACCUGUCGGACAACCCGUAAGGCAGGCAGGUCUUAGUGAGCAAUCUGGUAUGAAAGGUGUAGAAACUGGAUUGCGUGGUCAGUCUGGUUUUACUGGUCAAUCUGGUUUUACUGGUCAGUCUGGUUUUACGGGCCAGACUGGUUUUACCGGCAUAUCUGGUAUCUAUGGAAAUGCUGUUCCCACUUCCAGUAGAUUUAUCCCUCGCCUGAUUGGUCCAAAUCCAAACCAUACGAUACCACUGAAUCUAUCCAAGCCAACCAAUCAGAAAACAGACUUUGAUUUCUUGUCAAAGCCUAAACGAGAAAGCGCAUUUAGCUUUGUUCAAGACGAAAUGAGGGCCAGCAAAAAAUGAAUUUUGAAUUUUAAAAAAAACCAGUUGCAACUGUUGAAAGUGGACUCCAAAGAAGACGACUGUAUUGUUCUUAUUAGAGAGGUAUAUUGUCCAUAUGCCUAUCAUCUAUACUCUUUACAAACAACAUUCUGGGAUAGCUGUUCUCUUGAAAGUGGACUCAAAAGGAGACAACUGGAUUGUUCUUAUUAGAGAGGUCUCUGCCUUGUCUCUCAACUAUACUCUAUGUAAAACACUUCAAGAAAGCUGUUCUUUCGAAAACUGAUGUUCGUACUAGAGAGGUGUGAUAGAAAAACGUUUUUCGUAAGGUGACGUCCGUGCUGUGAUUCCAGUGACACUGCUCUCUACACAUAGGGAACUUUCAUUUAUUACGGGCAUCAUGUAACCAGAGAGGGAAUUACGAUUAGAGAGCACGCACUAAAACCGUGAACAUUAAAUAGUACUAAUUAGUACUAUUUAAUACAGAACUCUUUGUUUUCUAUUGUUUAAUUAUCACUAUUUAGUGCUAAAAAUUAGUAUUUGYUUCACGGAUUUAGUGUGAGCACUCUAUAGACUGAAACUUUCUGUAAUUUAUGACUUAUUUUGUAAAAAAAAUAAAAUUAAAGUUGAAAUAUUUUUA
Actinia tenebrosa (Australian red waratah sea anemone) is the source of this 2999-nucleotide messenger RNA. RefSeq lists its product as uncharacterized. Lineage: Eukaryota; Metazoa; Cnidaria; Anthozoa; Actiniaria; Actiniidae. Gene Ontology annotation, cellular component: trans-Golgi network membrane. The record is from RefSeq and is a predicted model, not a curated record.